Hibiscus syriacus is the source of this 1380-nucleotide messenger RNA. RefSeq names its product protein SUPPRESSOR OF GENE SILENCING 3-like. The transcript is spliced from 4 exons. The record is from RefSeq and is a predicted model, not a curated record. The coding region runs from base 1 to 1380 and encodes 459 amino acids. Lineage: Eukaryota; Viridiplantae; Streptophyta; Magnoliopsida; Malvales; Malvaceae. Gene Ontology annotation, biological process: defense response to virus; regulatory ncRNA-mediated gene silencing.
AUGGACAGCGGAUUAGCCUUUGAUCUGCUCCUUGGAGUUGGUAACGACUACGAAAACAAAAUUUUCGACCUUUCAUAUGCGGCAUUCGCUGAAGAGUUGCAGCUUCAGGAGAUCCUUAAGGAGUCCAUGAUCACUUCUGAAAAUGCAGCUUGCGAAGCCAUAAAGAACCCUGGAUGUCCUGUUUGCAAUAGAUUGUCCUGCAUGGAAUGUACUAUCCCCCACCCCACCAGAGCUCAGCGGUUCCUCAAACCAGUUCAAGUAUCAGCAAUUUUGGUCGACAUUUAUUUAAAACAAAUCUCCAGCAACGAAUUUCAUGCAAAAACCAGUUCAUUGUGCGAAAGCGAUCGAAUUGCUGGCACUGGUAAUACUGAGGAUCCUAACGGUAAAGGUAUAGCCAUAGAUGAUGGCGGGUUGCUGAUCUCCAAACGGAAAUCAGACAGCAGAGUUGGAAACAGAGCUGACAAACGGUUGGUUGAUGUCGAGCACCCUAAUCCUUUAAAGGAUUAUGAUUAUGAUUCCUUGAACGAUGAUGAUGAGUUUGAUUCCGACGACAGUCAAAAGAGCCAUGAGAGUGGGGAAAAGAGUACAUGGUUCAAGGAAUUUUUAGAGAGAAUGGAUGCUUUGAACAUUAAGGAGAUUGAUGAAACUCUGUGGCACUGUCCAGUAUGCCAAGGUGGUCCUGGUUCCACCAAAUGGUACAGAAGCAUCAGUGACCUGAUAGCACAUUCCAAAAAGAUUGGAUCGAGAAGGGUGAAGUUACAUCGAGAGCUUGCAAAGCUUCUAGAAGGGGAGUUGUGCAUUAAGGGAACCUCAAUUCCUCCUGCUGGCCCUAUAUCUGGUACUUGGAAAGGUUUAACAGACGAUGCAAGAGAUCUUGAAAUAGUUUGGCCUCCCCUGGUUGUCAUUAUGAACACAAUGACAAGCAAUAUUCAAGAUGGAAAGUUCAUUGGCAUGGGAAAUCAAGAACUUCUUGACUACUUCAGCUCGUAUCCGGCUUUAAAGGCUCAACACUCCUAUGGUCGUCAAGGUCACCGUGGUUUGAGUGUCUUGAUUUUCGAGAAGUCAGUGGUAGGUUAUCUAGAAGCUGAGAGACUACAUAAGAAUUUUCUCGAGCAACGAUUAGGUCGAUCUGCUUGGAAUUCUUGUACGAACGAGGUCCUGUCCGGUGGAGAGCGUCAACUUUACGGUUUCAUGGCACUAAAGGAAGACUUAGAUGUCUUCAACCAGCAUUGCCAAGGUAAAUCCAAGAUCAAAUUUGAGGUAAAAUCUGUUAAAAGAAGUGUAAUUACAGAAAACGUGCUCCAUCUCUUUCAUUAUCUACAAAAUAAGUUUACAAGACCAAAUCCUUUAUAUACAGCCCACCAACCGUUACAAGCCUAA